UGUUGUUAAUUUAGGAGUAGGGAGACCUCUAGUGGUCAAAUGCACUUGCAGUAACGUUAUUUUGUGCCUGCGGGGUUUCCGUAGUUAGUUCAGAACGACAUUGAUGAGUUACUCAGACACGUUUUUUACUACUCAGUUUUACAUGGCCAGAAAACAUUUGCCUUUUUACAGUGUUUCCAAGUAAAACAUUUAAAAGGAACAUCAGCGUCAUUCUUGGGGAAACUGUUGUCUGUCUGCCCAGCAAAUGUAACCGUCUAACCACCUCACACACGAGCGGGGGCAGAACAGUAAAAAGGCAACUCUUCCAACGGCCAAUAAUCGUUCUGUAAGUAGAAAACAAAACAAUCAUCACCACACAAAGAAACGAAGAAAUGGAUUUUGAAGAACUAGAGACACGGUCACAAAUAUCCAACUGUUCAAGAACAAACAAACGCUCUGUAGCUAAUUCCCUCGCUUUAAAAGCACGGGCUAAAGCAGAAGCUGCGCACAGCUGGCGUUUGCUAAGCGAGAGGCUGAGCUAUUAAAACAACAAGCUAUACUACACGCCAGUUUGCAUGAACUGAAACUAGAAAAGGCUGCGGCAGCCGCAAUUGCAGAAGCUGAAAUGCUAGAAGCAGCUGCCGAAGAUGAUUAUGAACUGUUAAGCCCACUUCAGCCAAUUAAAGCCAACAUGCUGUCUCAGACCCCAUCUGAACUUAAUGGUGAAAGUGCUACUGCGCAGACCCCUGUUCAAUAUCCAGGCCAUCAGUCCUAUCAGAGUGGAAGAACAAUCAAUACAUUAGUCACAGUCUCACCUCCCGAUGCAAAGCCACCUACAACUCCACACACACCAGUGCACCAAUCUAACAUGGACAGCGGUGAAGUGAAGAGCUGUGAGAACCAAGGUGAUACAACAUCGAGUGAAAUCAGUGACUAUGAGUUCCUCGAAUUGGCUCGACAACGCUCGUCCAGAGGAGAAGCUACCUGGAAUUCGAAUCCGGUCACUAGCACUGUAAAUGCAAGACAACCACACAGCUAUAGAGAACUUCCCCACAACAUUAAACCCAUCAGCGAUGAUUACAAGCCUCCCUUGCCAUAUCAAGCGCAUCCACUCCCUAUGUAUGACACGAGGCAAUACAGUACUGCAGCUACAACUGAUUUAGGCAAGUACCUGAUGCGACGUGAGCUGGUGAGUUCAGGCCUGCUAAAGUUUGAUGAUAAGCCAGAGAAUUACUGGGCCUGGAAAGCAUCUUUCCUCAGUUCUACUGAUGACCUAAAACUCUCUGCUAGAGAGGAGCUUGAUCUGCUAUGUAAAUGGCUAGGUCCAUCAUCGUCUGAGCAAGCUAAAAGAAUUAGAGCAGUACAUAUUCAUAAUGCACCAACAGGCCUCGAGAUGUUGUGGCAAAGAUUGGAAGAUGUUUAUGGCUCACCUGAGGUCAUCGAAAACGCCCUCCUCAAAAAAGUUGAAGAUUUCCCCAAAAUCUCAGCCAAAGACAACCACAAACUAAGAGAGCUUGGAGACACUCUCAUGGAACUAGAAGCAGCUAGGGCCGACGGGUACUUACCUGGCCUGUCGUAUCUCAACACCUCCCGUGGAGUCAGCCCGAUUGUCCAGAAACUACCGCACAACCUACAAGAAAAGUGGAUUACUGUAGGAUCACGUUACAAAGAACAACACAAGGUGCCCUACCCUCCAUUUGUUGUCUUCGUGAACUUCAUCAUUGAACAAGCAAAAAUGCGCAAUGACCCCAGCUUUGCCAGCAUAACGGGAGCAUGGUGUGCCAUCAAGACAGAAAAAAGUGUUUUCCAGUCAUCCAGUCAUCACGCGAGAACAUCAGUUGCUGUAAGAAAGACUGAAGUCUCAACAAGUAGUGGUGACAGCACAACAACAAUUAGCAGAGAUGAUGAUCCUGACAAACAGUGCCCGCUACAUAACAAGCCUCAUCCACUGAGAAAGUGCCGCAGCUUCAAAAAUAAAACAUUGGAUGAAAGAAAAGCACAUCUGUUUCAGGUGCUGUGCGUCAUCUAAACAUCUUGCCAAAGACUGUGACAAGCCUGUGGAGUGCAAAGAGUGCAACAGCAACAGACACCCGUCAGCGCUACAUCCUGGGCCCGCCCCAUGGAAAACUGAUGCCCAUGUGAGUACUACAGAUCAUGGCGGGGAGCGGCAGCAGCUGGAGGUUGUUCCAUCGGUGACGUCCAAAUGCACUGAAAUCUGUGGGAGUGUGAACACUUCAAAAUCAUGUUCCAAGAUCUGUCUCGUCCUGGUGUAUCCUGCAGGGCAAAGAGACCAAGCUAUGAAGACCUAUGCUGUUCUUGACGAACAAAGCAACAAGUCACUUGGCAGAACAGAAUUCUUUGAACAUUUUGGGGUCAAAGGAGCAGGAGCGAGAUACACUCUGAAGACAUGCUCAGGGGUGGUUGAGACUGCCGGGCGACGCGCCAGUAACUUCAUUGUGGAAUCAUUAGACGGCAAUGCCCACAUUGCCUUGCCUACUCUGAUUGAGUGUGACAUGCUACCAGACGACAGGUCUGAAAUACCAUCACCAGAGGUAGCCAGACAUCAUCCUCAUCUCAAGCACCUUACAGACAAAAUCCCAGCCCUGGACCCAGAUGCGUCAAUCUUACUUCUCCUUGGACGGGACUUAAUCCAGGUGCAUAAAGUACGAGAACAAUGUAAUGGGCUUCCCAAUGCACCGUUUGCCCAGCGACUCGAUCUUGGAUGGGUGAUAAUAGGAGAUGUGUGUCUGGGAAGAACACACAAAGCCGCCAGUGUCAGCGUCUUCAGGACCAGUGUGCUAACGAGCGGGCGCCAUUCCAUCCUGAGCCCAUGCACCAGCAGGUUAGUAGUAAAAGAGAAGAUUGAUAAACCUGUGCCACCCCACAUAUCCCCAGGUGUUUCUUAUGUAGCCAGUGUCAGCUAUGAGGUAGACCGCUUGGGCAGAAAUGUGUUUCAAAGAACGCAGCAUGACGACAAGCUUGGCAUGUCCAUCGAAGAUGAGCUGUUCCUUGACCUCAUGGACAAAGAGGUCUACAUGGAUGAAGCAAAUUGCUGGGUAGCACCUCUCCCUUUCAGGUCAAACAGGCCGCGUCUACCUAACAACAGACGACAUGCUGUCAACCGUCUCACGUCCCUACUCCGCAUGCUAGAAAAGAAACAAGGCAUGAAAGAACACUUCUUCAGUUUCAUGCAAGCAAUGUUCAAUUCCGAUCAAGCAGAACCCGCCCCAGCGCUGACUGCAGAACAGGAACGUUGGUACCUACCAAUAUUCGGUGUCUAUCACCCACAGAAAAAAGACCAAAUACGUGUGGUGUUCGAUUCCAGCGCCAAGCACGAGGGCCUCUCUCUCAAUGAUGUCCUUCUUAAAGGGCCUGACAUGAACAACACACUGCUGGGAGUCCUCAUGCGU
Alosa sapidissima (American shad) is the source of this 3389-nucleotide messenger RNA. RefSeq lists its product as uncharacterized. The record is from RefSeq and is a predicted model, not a curated record. Lineage: Eukaryota; Metazoa; Chordata; Actinopteri; Clupeiformes; Clupeidae. The coding region runs from base 605 to 2008 and encodes 467 amino acids. The transcript has 2 exons.